[Torrubiella] hemipterigena is the source of this 2681-nucleotide messenger RNA. Lineage: Eukaryota; Fungi; Ascomycota; Sordariomycetes; Hypocreales; Clavicipitaceae. The record is from the annotation of a GenBank genome assembly.
CUCUCCGCCCCCUCGACCAAUCACCCUCGACCGUUCGCACCUAAACCGCUGUGACGGGCAAAUCGAAUCGACCAACUAAGCUGCCGUGCGUAAUAUCAGCCAAGGCAAAACCAACGACAGCAGACAAAAAAAGGAGUCAUCGUGAAAAACAAACCCUAAAUCGGAAAGCCAAGUGGAAAAAAGGGGCCUGCAAUCCCACUGUUGUUCCCAUCGCACCCCAAAAACAGCGCAUAACCCGCACAGUUUCGUCUGUCUCUCCCUGUCUUGUCUCUCUUGGCCCAGUUCGCUUGUCAACGCUACAGUGGAAAUCGACGGGCGAGGACCACCUUUCCGUCCUCUCGGCUCAAUUCCUGGCUCUUCUAUCUAUCCACUUCUAAUUACGCGUGGGCGCGACUUUUUUUCUUUGGUCUCGUUUCUCUCAUAAUAUCUGUCGGUUCUGCGCUAUCGCCCGCUAUCAGCCUACGCUCUUCGUCCCUACUGCACCACGCUUUUGUCGCGCGACGUGCGAUAUACUGCAGCCACAAUCUACACCAAACCUUACCGGGCUCUUCAGCGAGGAAACACCGACACUAACGCCCCCCCAGGGCCGAGAAAAUAAGGAAAAGUCUCGCACUAGCCACUCACAGCGACCCAGCUCCAAAACGAACCAACCAACCGCCAUCCCCCAGCCCGGCCCCUCUCGUCCCGGCCUUUCAGCAAAUCAGCUUUUGCGAUCUCUACCUUGUUCGCAUUCAAUCCAUCAACGAGCUUCGCGACCCCGACGAGGCCAUCAUCAUCGAUUUCUGAGUCCGAUUUGACCGUCUCACCGUCGACGCUAUUUUACAGUGCCUCGCAGCACGGCACCCGUCCUGCAUUAAAUCGCGCUUGCAGCCUACCAUCAUUUCACGGUCGGGUUCCAUUGCGCGCCAAUAGACUUGCACCCCGCGCGUCAGAUCUUCGAAUCACCAUCGAUUUUUAUUCUCCGAGUUGCAGUAGCAGCCGCUAUCGAUCUGCGUAUAAAGAUAUUUGAUUGCUCUUUGUUAGACAAAAACUACGGAAAGCUUUAGAAACAAGCUUAGCCUCAAGACUUUUUGCAUCAAACAUUAUCUUUUUCCCUCUAGACAAGCUGUACUGUCUGCUCCGACGCCAUCGCAAGAGCAAGCUGAUUUGACAACGUCCACAACCGAGACGCACUCACAGCAGCGUCAUGUACCAAUCACAGUAUGGCGUGUCCCAGCAGGGCAUGCAACAGGUCCCCUAUGGCAUGCCAGGCAUCCAGGCAGCUGCCAUGGCCGCUACCGCAGCUGCUUCCGGCUCCAACUAUCCCUACAUGCAGUCCGAUCCCAAUAUGCCCCAAACAUCGCCGCGGAUGGGCUCUGGCGCAAAGAAAGACGGCCGACCCUCACCCAGAAUGGCUCAAGUCCCAGGCGGCGGCCGACGCCUAAGCCAAGUGACCAGCCCUGGCGUUCCAAGUGCUCCAACAAUGAUGGCACAUGGUGCUGCCAGACCGGCAGCUCAGAUGGGUCAGCAUCCUGGAUCCCCCGAACUUCCUGCUGCCCCCGUCGAAGAAUCACCGCUCUACGUCAACGCGAAACAGUUCCACCGUAUUUUGAAGCGAAGAGUCGCCCGUCAACGUCUUGAGGAGCAGCUGCGCUUGACCUCUAAGGGACGCAAGCCAUACCUCCACGAGUCUCGCCACAAUCAUGCUAUGCGCAGACCCCGUGGGCCUGGAGGACGGUUCUUGACAACAGAAGAAGUGGCUGCCAUGGAGCGAGAAGGCAAGGGCCUUGAUCUUGGAGAGGAGGCCGAAUCCGCUGUACCCAAGUCACCUCCUAUCAGUGCUGGCGCCAAGAGAAGAGCAGAGGCUCUCAGCAACCAGAACAAGAAGCUCAAGGUGCUAGAAGCCGCUCACCGCCCCGAUGGUGCCAAUGAGAGUUGAUGGAAACGUCGCUAAACGAACUCGCUAGCGAAGCUAUGUGAGCCACCCUGUUAGGUGCUACUUUACGACGCCAUGACUCCACCCUAUGCGGGUUCUUUUCUUCUCUUGUUUUAAGCCUCUACAAUAACGAGCACACUAAGUAUGCUACCAAGCCAUGCUUACUCGUUGCGUAUCAUAUGGAUACCUCGAGCUUUGAACUGGUACCUCUGGGCUCGGGCCAACCGACUUGGAGUUACAGUUUGUGUUUUUAUCAUGUUGUUUUCAUACUAUAUACACAGUUGGACUGGCGACAGUAGAGCUCCCGCGUUGAAACGCGCAGAGUUUAGCCGCAGUCGCGGAGAAUCACAGAUGGCUCUUCAUGACGGAUACCCUUUGCUUUCACUUCUUUAGCUCCAUGCCGGUAAUGGAGCACGCUCACAGACCCUGCUCUUCCCUGGUUGGGCAAGUGUCGACGGCGCUUUUCACCCCAUUGGGAUCACACUUAUACAAACACGAAAACUCCUUGAAAAAAAAACAUUUCUUGCGAGGGCGAUGGUGUCAUGAGAGCAAACACUGCAGCGCGGAUGAUGCUGUGAAAAGGAUGGAUGGGAUAUAUGGGAAAUGGGUUUCUUUUUGCUUUAUAUGUUAAAGGCCUUGGUGAAUACUUAUAGAUUCAAUGGCGAUGGGUUACCGCCACGACAGUCUUGUUAAGACCAGGAGUAGUUUCGGAUUGUCGGAUAUUCAUUUUUUUUUUAAAUUGAUAAAAAAAAUAUUCAUACCGCUU